Molecule: messenger RNA, 963 nt
Organism: Indicator indicator
Lineage: Eukaryota; Metazoa; Chordata; Aves; Piciformes; Indicatoridae
Gene: ECHDC2
Product: enoyl-CoA hydratase domain containing 2
Exons: 9
Coding region: 18-758 (246 amino acids)
Biological process (GO): fatty acid beta-oxidation
Cellular component (GO): mitochondrion
Molecular function (GO): enoyl-CoA hydratase activity
Source: RefSeq, a predicted model, not a curated record
GUAUUGCUGAAAUCCUAAUGAGCCGACCCCACGCCAGAAAUUCAUUGGGAAAAGUAUUUGUGGCUGAACUCUUCAGUGCUCUGGAACAGCUCUGCUUUGAUGAGCAGGUUCGUGUGGUGGUGUUCAAGAGCCAAGUGAAAGGUGUAUUUUGUGCUGGUGCAGAUUUAAAGGAACGAGCACAGAUGGAUGAUGCAGAAGUUGGACACUUUGUUAAAAGGCUGAGAAAUCUGAUGGAUGAAAUAGCUGCCCUGCCUGUGCCCACAAUUGCUGCAAUCGAUGGCUACGCGCUGGGGGGUGGACUAGAGCUGGCACUGGCUUGUGACCUUCGAGUGGCAGCUUCAUCAGCUAAAAUGGGCCUUAUUGAGACCACAAGAGGGCUUCUUCCUGGAGCAGGUGGAACCCAGCGCCUGCCAAGAGUUGUUGGAAUAGGCCUGGCAAAGGAACUGAUUUUCACUGGGAGGCAGAUUGAUGGAGAAGAAGCCCUCUCAAUGGGAUUAGUCAAUCACACAGUGCCCCAAAACAGAGAGGGAGAUGCAGCCUACCAGAGAGCACUGGCCUUGGCUAGAGAGAUCCUCCCUCAGGCUCCAUUUGCUGUGAAAAUGGGAAAACUGGCAAUAAACAGAGGAAUGGAGGUUGACAUCGCAUCAGGGAUGGCCAUCGAGGGGAUGUGUUACGCCCAGAACAUUCCCACAAAGGACCGCCAGGAAGGGAUGGCUGCCUUCAGGGAGAAGCGGCCGCCUCGCUUCAUUGGCAAGUGACACUUCCUGCGCUCCCCUGGGCUCUGCGGGGAUCCAGGGGGGCUGAAGAGGACCCACUCAUUGCUUGGGAUUAUUUUUAUGACUUGCUUGGGAUUAUUUUUAUGACUUGCUUGGGAUUAUUUUUAUGACUGCAUUCUUUGUACUUCACUCUAUGCCUUGGACUGCCUUUCAGAAUACUCCACUGAAUUCACAAAUAAAUGUUUCA